Molecule: messenger RNA, 2823 nt
Organism: Misgurnus anguillicaudatus (oriental weatherfish)
Lineage: Eukaryota; Metazoa; Chordata; Actinopteri; Cypriniformes; Cobitidae
Source: RefSeq, a predicted model, not a curated record
GUAGCAAUUCGACUCGAGCGGUGUUUACUGGCAGGUCACGUGACUGCUUGCUGCCAGCGAGGAUUGAACCUGAAGGGGCUGCUACAGCUCUGUAGUGCUGUUUUGCGCUUCGCUGUGUCAUAUGCAGCUAUUAUUCGGCCCAGGAAUUCGGUACGGUUUCAGCUUAUCGUUUCGUUUCACAUGCUUUCAGCGACGAAGGAAUGAAGAGUCUUCUCAAUUAACGAUAUUGACAUGAAGAAGGACAUAGAGGUGCUGAUAGCAGAGGAACGUGCUGAGAUCAUCUCUAAGUAUAAUAAGGGUCGAGAGGCAGAUGUUCAAAUCGAUCCUUGGGAAGAUGCAGAUUAUAGCAUAUAUCGAGUCACAGAUCGCUUUGGAUUUCUUCAUGAAGAGGAACUGCCCACACCAAGUGCACUUGAAGAGAAGCAAAAGCAGGUGGAGAUUGAGAGGGUACAGAAAUGGCUGAAGAUGUCGAAAAACUGGAACAAGUACAGAAACAGUGAACGGAUGUUUAAAAGGGUGUAUAAAGGCAUUCCACUACAGCUGAGAGGGCAGGCCUGGGCCCUUCUCCUUGAUGUUGAGAAAGUGAAGAACGACAAUGUAGGAAAAUAUGAGAAAAUGAAGAUGCAAGCCCAGUUGUACUCCACAGAAAUCAAACAGAUUGACCUAGACAUCAACAGGACCUUUCGAAACCACAUUAUGUUUAUGGAUAGAUUUGGGGUAAAGCAGCAAUCUUUAUUCCAUGUGCUUUCUGCAUACUCUGUUUACAACACGGAAGUGAGUUACUGCCAGGGCAUGAGUCAGAUGGCUGCCAUUCUUUUAAUGUUCAUGAACGAAGAAGAUGCAUUCUGGGCUCUGUCACAGCUUUUAACCAAUCAGAAACAUGCUAUGCAUGGUUUCUACAUACCUGGAUUUCCCAAACUUCAGCGGUUCCAGAACCACCAUGACCAGAUUCUCUCCAAACUUUUACCCAAACUCAAGAAGCAUUUGGAUAAAGAGCAGAUGUCUAGUGGAAUUUACAGCACUAAAUGGUUCCUCCAGUGUUUCAUUGACAGAACGCCAUUCACUCUGACCUUACGUCUAUGGGAUGUCUUCAUCCUUGAGGGUGAGAAAGUUCUGACAGCCAUGGCUUACACAAUCCUUCAACUUCACAAAAAAAGUUUACUUAAGAUGUCUCUGGAAGACCUGAGAGAGUUCCUGCAGGAGAAGAUAGGAAAGUCCAUCUACCUCAAUGAUGACUUUGUCAUAGAGCAUCUGAAGGUUUCCAUGUCUGAACUUCGCAAAAUGAAGUUAGACCUCCCACCACCAGCCAAGCCUGAUGAGUUUCCACGGAUGCCACUUGGCCUGGAGCUGCCUGUAGUUCUGACUCCAUUAAAACAACCCAAACCCAGCCCUUCAGAAGAUACGCCCAACAAAGCCCAACUCGCCAAACGGCCCCCAACCUCUCUGCACAUCUCUUUACAGCAGGAGUGCAUUAUAUUGGAUGACAGCCCUCCACAAGACAAAAAAACCUUUAGAGAUGGAGGUACAGGCAGUAUGUCACCCCUCCCCUCACCUGACCCUGUCGUAGUGCACAGGCCGGUUCCCCUCACUCCUGACGGAAUGAUAGGUGCUCCUGAGGACGGUGGUGAAUGGCCUCCUCCAUAUGAACCUCCUAAAAAUACUGUCCCAGAGCUCAGUAAGGUGCAGCCUGAGAUGUGUCACCCUACUCCACCUCCAAAUUUAGAUGAUGCAUCGCUAUCCAAUAUAGAGCCUUCACAAACAUCUCUAUACUUUGAGCAGGACAGUUCAGAGACAACAGAGGGGUGUGUGGUGGGUCUUUUACCCUCAAAUAAAUUUCAAAAUGUCAUGGCUCACCUAUUGCAUCAAUCUUACAGUAUUUCCAAUAUUAAACAUCUACAUGAGGGACAGAAUAGAGAUCAUGAAAAUCAGUCUUCUGAUCAAUUUUCUGUUUUGCCCAAAACAUCCUCAGCACCCUGUGGACCUUCCAGGGGAAUUCCCACAGUUCACUCCGACCCUCUGUUUCAACACACACCUCACACCGCCCAACAUCUGCCUAAGUCUGAGACUUUUUAAACCGCCGGCCAUCUUAUACUUUAGUGCUUUGCUAAUGUUUCGUUGGAACGCGUAAAAUUUUGUGAAGCAAAUAAUGUAGUAUUUAACCUUUCAGAAGGAUAAGUUUUCUCUUGUAGGUUGCACUCAAAACAACACAGCAGGUCAUUUAAUUUUAUUUGGAGUGUAUAAAAGCCUUAUGUAAUUCUAACACUGUUGUAUACUGUAUGCGGCCUCAAAAACUUUGACACACUGCCAAGAGAAACUUGAUAACAAAAGUGAGCUGGCUCGCUGAAAACUUAAGUUAAGUUAUGAACAUAAUUAUAGCCCAAAACAUAAGUGCAUGUGGGUUUGUACAGAACAUCCAUUGAUUAAAGAAAUGAAUCACAUUCAGCAAUACGACACAUUUUCACUACAGCAUGUUGUAUUGUAGCAACAUGCAAAAUCAUCUAUAAGAUAAGAAGUUAUGCCUUUAUAGUAGAAAGUACUAUAAGUACCGAUCCAUGUUAAAUAGCACAGCAGCCUUUCCAGUAAAUAGUUACAUAUUUCUGUGGUCAUUUUAAUUGCCAUUUAUAGAUGGGUUCAGUCUGUGAUUUAUUCUGGUAGAAAAUACCACUAAUGCUAAACGGUAUAAUGGAAUGUGCAUUACAUGCACACUGAGAACCAGAGUAAAGCCUCAAAUUUAUAAAAGACGGCUACAGUGACUUGUUAUUUAACCUCACAUACAGAAAAGCUGAUGAUGGCAAUAAAAGCAUGACCUUGACUGAGACUGAA